AUGGAGUCGGCUCUCUUUACCCCCCUCUCCGCCAUCGAGCAGCGUCUCAAUGCGCUAGUCACCUCCAUUAACUCGUCGCCCACUGCUGCUGGUGCGCCUGCCGCUGCGCUUGCCCUCCUCGACGCUGAUGACCAUCUGACCUCCGCUCUACACACCUUGCGCACCCACCAGGCGAACUACGCCAGAAUUCUGCAGCUGCGUGCAGAGGCGCAGAGCUUGGAGGACCGCGUUCGUGACAUUGUGCGGGAGGUGGCCAAGAUGGGUGACGAAAUUACUGCAAUGGCGGGCGACGUGAGCAGUGAUGAUGACCGACUAGAACCCAGUGGCGGCGGUCUAGGUAUCGGCGGCAAAGAUCAAGAUACACAUAUGGGCGGUACAGUGCUACAACAACAGUCGACUACAAAGAAUGAGAUCGACUACAAGUUGUUGUUGGACUUCGCACGACGCAUUAGCAAGUACAAUACAAAGGCAGCGUCCGCUGCGGCGUCCGGUUCCAUCCCUACAAGACAGCCGCUGGAGGAUAACCAGGAAAAUAACAUUGCCACAGGCGAUAUGGCAGCUAUCACCAAGCAUUCUACCUCCGGCUUGGAUGCCUUGGCCCGAUCGAUCCGGCAAGGCUGGAUGCUACCGUAUCCGCAUGAUGACAAAAUUCGCUUAGGCAUUAUGGGGAGGCUGCAAGCAGCGAUUGCAGCCAGUGAGGACCGUGACGAGAAAGACUUUGGGAAGGAGGUCGAAAAGAUCAUCCUUGCAGUGGAGAAAGGCGAGGGAAAUCAGGACUUGGCGAAUUCGGCUGUACCUCCCGACAAGGCGAUAAUGGGCAAUGGAAACGGAACCGUCAUAGGAACUGUUGUGAUGCCUGCUGCGAAUGUGGUCAAGCCUACCGCGGCGGCUAAGUCGAAGUUAGACCUGGAUCUGUAUGACCCGGACGAAGAUGACCCUUGA
Ophidiomyces ophidiicola is the source of this 942-nucleotide messenger RNA. RefSeq lists its product as uncharacterized. Gene Ontology annotation, cellular component: core mediator complex; mediator complex. Gene Ontology annotation, molecular function: transcription coregulator activity. Bases 1 to 942 code for a protein of 313 amino acids. Gene Ontology annotation, biological process: regulation of transcription by RNA polymerase II. The transcript has a single exon. The record is from RefSeq and is a predicted model, not a curated record. Lineage: Eukaryota; Fungi; Ascomycota; Eurotiomycetes; Onygenales; Onygenaceae.